Messenger RNA from Didymodactylos carnosus, 489 nucleotides. Lineage: Eukaryota; Metazoa; Rotifera; Eurotatoria; Philodinida; Philodinidae. The record is from the annotation of a GenBank genome assembly.
AUGGCAACAGAAACAAGCAGCGUUGUGCCAACACAGAAAGCGCUUGAGAAACACAUCGAAAAAGUGAAGCAAACAACUGCGACUCUAUUUGAUGAAACGCCUUUGUUGAGUGAGGAACGUCAAUUGAAAGUGAAUGAGUUCUAUGGAAAGAGCAACCAGCAGUGGCAGUUGAUUUAUCGAGCUAGUAGAGACGGUUUUGGUGCUAAAGACUUUCAUGAUCGAUGUAAUGAUCCAGGUGCAACAGUGACUGUUAUAAGAUCGAAGAAUGGAUAUUUGUUUGGAGGAUGUACACGAGCUCCGUGGAAGAGUGAUAGAGGAUGGAAAGAAGGUGCGUCGGCAUUUCUGUUCACCCUGACUAAUCCACACACUACUCCACCAACAAAGUAUCAAAUUGAUCCGCAAAAGAGUGUAACUGCUGUCUGGCAUCAUGCUAGUUGGGGACCUAUAUUUGGAUGGCGUGAUGGUCGUUGUCUCUUUCAGGAGCGAUGA